Molecule: messenger RNA, 1283 nt
Organism: Theobroma umbraticum
Lineage: Eukaryota; Viridiplantae; Streptophyta; Magnoliopsida; Malvales; Malvaceae
Gene: CCB4
Product: cofactor assembly of complex C
Biological process (GO): cytochrome b6f complex assembly
Cellular component (GO): chloroplast
Source: RefSeq, a predicted model, not a curated record
UGACAUCAAGCAAGUCUAACCAGCCUCGUCUCAUUCCCGCCAUUCAACGAACAAAAGCCGAUAUAUUUUUUUUUUCCUUCUUGGCCGGAGGAAGCAGAUAUUAUCUCCACUAUUUUUAUUUUUAUUUUUUAUAAAUUAUUAGGAGUAAUUUAUUGUCAAUGGAAGCGGGAAGGAUCCUCCACAUCGGCAUUCAAUGGACCCCCAGGCGCCCUCAUCUUCCUCUUCCUAAUUUCCCGCGCUUUGUUAGGGCUUCUUCUAUUCAACGGGGAAGUUACAAAGGACCAAAGCCAAGCCGGGAUUGGAUCGCCGAUUGGGUCUCUAAGAACGACGACGCAGUCCGGAGCUUGCCAAUCUACGUCGGAGGAGCGUCUUUGUUAACCGUUCUCUUUAACCGUGCAGUCUCAGGGAUUGCUCCCGUUGCCGAUGCUAGCAGUUCACAGUCUAGAGCAGAUCUAUUAACACUUGGUUUGGCUGUGACCAGUAUAUUAACUGGACUAGUAUGGUUAUCUAUCCGACCAAAAUCUAUCACUCUGGUAGACCCUCAAGGAGUGGAAUGCCAAGUAUUUUAUCCUCAACUUUCUGAAUGGGUUGUCUCUGAGAUAUUUUGGGCUUGGGAAUCUCUUUCAGCCAUAACGUGCUGUAGGUCUCUAGUUAUUGUUUAUGACUGCAAAUGCAUUGUUCAAAUUGGUGCGGCAGCUAAAUCGCCUAAUGAUGGUGAACCUGUCAUUGUCGAUGCUGCAAAAUUGAUGCAGGGAUCACUUUGUAUAGGUGUUUUGAAGUCUGGAGCACAGAGCUACUUAGCCAACCUGUCUCUUUACCCUGGGAGGUCUGAGCUGCCAUUUUUGCCUUCAAAUACGCAGGUCUCUAAUCAUGUUUACUCUUUCUCAUGUGCACCUUCUUUUCAUGCAGUGGAGAGCUGGGAUUCUUUCAAUGCACUUUAUAGACUUUUUCUCCUCUUUGAGGAAUUUAGAUUCCUUUGAUACACUAAAUACUGAAGUUUGAAUCCAGGAGCAUAUCACCUAAAAUUGUUGCACUACAAUUGUCCAAUUACAAUCAUGAAGACCACACUUAUAACUGGCUGACCCUCACAUAAUUCUUUGUUGUGAUUGGAUAAUUGUAGAUUGUAGUGAAAAAUAACACUAGGUGAAAUACUCCUGUCAAAAGUUUUUUUUUUCCAACACCUUUUUUUGAUUCCUUGUUUCUCUUUUACAUAUUUUAUUUUCAAAUUUAUGUUCAAGGGAACAUUAUCACUUUUCUUCAACCAUACAGGGUUCCUUUUUUUU